GUAGUAUCUGGGAAGCAACACAGCCAAGAGCUAGCUAGUUGUUGAAGUCUAUAAUAUAUCAAAGAAUGGGAAGCACUCUCUUUCGUUUAUUCAUGAUUCUUCUUGUGCUUUCUCACCUUUUAUGCUUGAGAGCAGUUCCUUUUACAAGAACUGAAAACAUCAUGCAAAGCUCCAAAGUUCACCUUAGUCCGGAGAGUAGCCACAAGGUUAUUAUCACUGAGAAAAACUGGCAAUGGGAGGAGCCAACUAUAACUGAGAGGGUGGAUUUGGAACUCCAUGAUUAUUCCCCAUCAGGGCCUAAUGGUCGUCACACUCCAAGAGCACCAUAGUGUGGGGAAUGAUAGUUCCUUUAGGUUGCUAGAAGGUGCCCUCUAUGUAAUACAAUCUUUUAUAAGUAGCAUAAGUGGUGAAUUCUAGAGGCAGUUAUGCAUGAUGAGAGAAAGGACUAACUAGAUU
This is a messenger RNA of Abrus precatorius (Indian licorice), 456 nucleotides long. RefSeq lists its product as uncharacterized. NCBI's taxonomy places the organism in Eukaryota, Viridiplantae, Streptophyta, Magnoliopsida, Fabales, Fabaceae. The transcript is spliced from 3 exons. The coding region runs from base 66 to 329 and encodes 87 amino acids. The record is from RefSeq and is a predicted model, not a curated record.